UAACUUUUUUCUAUCUGAAAAUUGAGGCCUAUGCUAUGCAUACACCAAGCCUUAUCCUUCCUUAUUCACUUUGCUACCAAACUAGCAUGGCUUCUCCAAUCCUCUCAUACCUUGCUCCUCAUAAUCUACAACACCAUGUCUAUCCAACUAAAACAUCACCAAUUCCAUUAGAGCUUUCCAUUCACAGCCAACACAGAAAGCACUUUUCCAUCAGAAGCACUUCUUUGAAUUCCACUCCUGAGCCUGAAUUACCAACCCCAGAUUCUACAACUAGUACACUCAACAGUCCAGAGACUUUUCCCAUUGAGAAGAGAAGAAGAUCAGAGAUAAUCAGAGAAAGAAGGCCAAAAACUGGCCUAGUAAAACCAGAACCACCAAACUUUGAAAUUGGUUGGAAGAGGACCAAAGAGAUUAAUCUAGAGAAGCCAAUAGGGUAUGUCAUAGCUGAUUUCUUGGAGAAGCUUGAGAGUCUUAUUGGAAAGGAAUUUGGUUCAACAGAACUUCUUGCAAAGGCUGGGGAAAUUGUUGCUGAAAGGGCAAGAGAGGAGGCAGAGAUUUUGAGAGAUGAAGGAAAAGUAGAGGAGAGAAUGGUCACAGAAUUGUUUAGAGUUUUGAGGUUGAUGGAAAUGGAUUUGGAAAUGGUGAAGGCUUCAGUGAAGGAAGAAACAUUGGGUGAGAGACUUGAACAAGCCAAAGCAAGGUGCAGGCAAGCCAUACUUGUUGCUUAUUCCUUCUGAACUCUUUCAUGGGAAUGUGAAAUUAGGGAUAUAAUGUAAUAAGAACUUGAAAUUAUUGGUAAAUAUUAUGCAGUGCCUGAUUGACAUUUUAAUAAUCAUCACAUUAUUAUUUUCUUACCUAAGAAAAGCCAUCAGAUUCUGACUAAAAGAA
This is a messenger RNA of Gastrolobium bilobum, 888 nucleotides long. Its product is annotated as protein CHLORORESPIRATORY REDUCTION 41, chloroplastic. Lineage: Eukaryota; Viridiplantae; Streptophyta; Magnoliopsida; Fabales; Fabaceae. The transcript has a single exon. The coding region runs from base 36 to 737 and encodes 233 amino acids. The record is from RefSeq and is a predicted model, not a curated record.